AUUAGAUAUGCUUUUGCGAUUCAUUCCAUCAAAAAAUCUGCCCUUUCCAUGUUGCUUUCAUCUCUCUAUUUGAAUAUGUCCAUCCUGCUUCAUGGUUUUGGCUUAUGCUGGUCUGUUGUUGCCCAUUAAUGUCGAUUGAGGAUUCUGUGAAAAUUAUGGAGUAUGGCCGGUGAAAAUGGGAGGCAAUUAGAUAACCGGAAUGAGGAGCCUACAUCGCCUUUUCCAAUUGUGAAUUCUGAAAGAAUCAGCAUCUGUGAAGGCAAGCAAGAAGAAAAUGGAAGAAGCCCUGCAAAAAUCUCAGACUCUUCCUCGUCCAGUUUGGAUAACUCCUCCAUCACUGAUUCUCCGGGAUCAUUCAGUCAGCGAUCAGAUGUCGUGCUGACUGAAUCCCCUGCCAUCCAAGUGAUGGAGAGGCCUAAAACCUCAGAUCCGGAUAGUCCAAGCCGGUGGAGUGUUGACUCGGGGGAUUCUUUGUUCAGCAUCCACAUGGAGAGUGGCAGUUUCUCCAAGGAGCAUUCGCUGAGUACAAGUGGAGACAUAGGGGAGCUAUCUUUAUCCGAAGCAUAUCUUCCUCGUCGAGUAUCUCCCAAGUCAGGGGAGUCUGUAGACUCAUCAUACACUUCCUCUGCUGCAGCAGCAGCAAAAGCUUUAGAGGAAGCGCGAAGGGCUGUGAAAGAAGACGCCAAGUAUGCUGCUGAAAAACCGAAAGACCCUCCCGAGGCUUCCUCAAGUGUCCCAACAGACCAAAAUCUAUCGAGGUCUAAUACUCUCCAAUCCCACGAUGAUAGUGACAACGAGUCUUGUGUUUCUACCUCGACGAGUGAGUCAAGAUGUCCAAUGUGCCAAUGCUUGUGGUGUGCUAGGAUGUGUAGCUGCUGCAAGUGGCCAAACUGCAGCUGCGGCUCUUGGUUUCGUUGGCCAAGCUGUUCCAGUUCUUGCAUAAGCUGGCCUAACUGGUGUUCCAGUUCUUGCAUAAGCUGCCCUAGCUGCUGUUCCAAUUCUUGCAUAAGCUGCCCUACCUGCUGCACUAACUUGCAUCAUUGGUGCUCGACUUCUUGCUGCUGCUACGGUUGGAAACGUAGCAUCAGGUUCAUGGAUAGGAACACAGGCAGUUCUAGCAAACAUAAAGUUUAAUUGAUUGUUUGAAGAAUUUGUUACUCACCACAUUGUGGCUUGGGGCCUAACAAUUAUGGAAGUUUCUGAGGUAA
Molecule: messenger RNA, 1208 nt
Organism: Salvia hispanica
Lineage: Eukaryota; Viridiplantae; Streptophyta; Magnoliopsida; Lamiales; Lamiaceae
Source: RefSeq, a predicted model, not a curated record